CAAAUGUUAAAUGUGUCUGUGUAAACAAGCCUUGUUUGUUAGUGUGGCUAAGCUCAUCCCUACUAUUUUUAGCAGGUUAACCUUGUUUCUGCACCUUUUUUUAAAAUUUGGAUCCUGCUCUCCUUUCCUCCCAGCGCUCCACCCCACCCCCCUGUCUGGACCAGCAAUAACCUUUUACCCAGAGAGCUGCUAUAGGAACGGAGCAGGGCUGGUGCAGAGCGGCGCUGCGUGAUUGGUGCACACUCUGGGAAGCGGUGAGAAGGCAGACAGAACCGAAGCUGUAUUGGCUCAGGCCUGAUUUAGUGGGAGGGGACUUUGACAAUGAGGACACAUGUUUACAGUGAUGAAGCAUAGAGAAAGAAUGGAGCCGGACAGGAGCACAGGAUACGAUGAAGUCUUGCUGAUUUUCCAUAUGAUCAAAGUUUGGAGUUGGACUUCCUGAUUCAUUUCUGAACCGCCUGUUAUGUGGGCCCUGUCUUACACAGACCGAUGCUUACCACAGAAAAACACUGACCCUGACAUGUGGGAUACUGAAGGAAUGAAGGGCUGAUUGCAUUUGUUUCAAGUACUUCAGUCUGUCCUUGUUCCCUGUAAACAAGGAGGACCAGUUGUAAGGACUGUCUCUGGGAUGUCCAGUGCUCAGCUGCUAAAAACUCCCCCUGACAAGCCUGUGCGUGGUGGAUGCCACGGCAUGGCUUCUCCCGUGUCCAACGUGCCCCUCGGAGUGUUCGGACCCUCGCCGCCCCCUCCAGCCGUCUGGCCUCCUCUGGAUUUCGCCCUGGGUGCGCUUGCCUGUUGUGCAGCCUGCGUGUUCACCAAUCCUCUGGAGGUCGUGAAGACCCGUUUGCAGCUCCAGGGAGAGCUGUGUGCGCGAGGGUCCUAUCAGAGACACUACCGCGGCGUCCUGCAGGCCCUGUGGGUGGUGGGUCGCACGGACGGGCUCCGGGGCCUGCAGAAGGGGCUCUCAGCUGGACUCAUCUACCAGGGUGUGAUGAAUGGUGUGAGACUGGGCUGCUACUCCUACUGUGAAGCUCUGGGCAUCACCUCCUUUUCAGGGGGCAGUCUUCUGUCAGGGGCGGGGGCCGGGGCACUGGGCGCUUUCAUUGCCUCACCUUUUUACCUGGUCAAGACCCAUCUGCAGGCCCAGACUGUACAGGCCAUAGCAGUGGGUCACCAGCACAACCAUGUGGGGGUGUCCGAUGCCUUCGUCACCAUCUAUAGACGAGAAGGUUUGAUUGGUCUGUGGAGGGGUGUGAACGGGGCCGUGCCUCGUGUAAUGGUGGGAUCAGCUGCUCAGCUGGCAACCUUCACCUCGGCCAAGGACUGGGUGACACAUUCCCAGUGGUUUAGUCCCAGCAGCUGGCUCAGUGCUUUGAUAGCCGCCAUGGUCAGCGGAGUCGCUGUGGCCAUCAGCAUGACGCCAUUUGACGUCAUUAGCACCCGACUCUACAACCAACCGGUGGACGAGUUCCGCAGGGGUCGCCUGUAUCAUGGCUUUUCAGACUGCAUGCUGAAGGUGUGCCAGGCUGAGGGCCUGCUGGGCUUGUACAAAGGCAUGGGUCCUGUCUUCCUUCGCUUGGCUCCUCACACGGUGCUCAGCAUGCUGUUCUGGGAUCUGAUGAGACAACAGACAGUGAAGGGCCACCAGAGCAAAGGAAGGAGCUAAACCGUUCCCACAUAUUGUACAAGCAUUUGACUGCUAGAAAAUGGUCCGUGGGUUAAAGAAACCUGAUUUUAAGGAAGCAUCUGAGAUGAACAUUCUCCGGCCUCUGGCAGGAAGUGACUUUCCACAUUGUCAAACUAUAACUUCAUGUGAUGGAGGAUGACCAGUAGGAACGUCUUAAAUAGGGACACAAAACAUGACAAACGCAUGUUGACAAAUGAUCCAGCUGCACUUUAAUAUACCUCAAAGAAUCUAUAAGCAAUCGCUCCGACUCUCACAGAACUCUCACAGAUCUGAAAUAAAUGGUUAAAAAACAUUUUGGGUUCAUUGAAAAGUAAACUUUAGAGAAUAUUCCAGGUUUCUAAUGGUGUGUGUGACGUGUCUGUAAUGUAAAAAAAAGAUGCGUGAUGGAGAUGUUUUUAUUUCCUCAGAAUUUGUUUUGUAUCCAGAAUGACUGUCUGUUUAAAAUACAUGAAAUAUAAAAUCAA
This is a messenger RNA of Betta splendens (Siamese fighting fish), 2151 nucleotides long. RefSeq names its product solute carrier family 25 member 34 (gene slc25a34). NCBI's taxonomy places the organism in Eukaryota, Metazoa, Chordata, Actinopteri, Anabantiformes, Osphronemidae. The coding region runs from base 629 to 1666 and encodes 345 amino acids. The transcript is spliced from 7 exons. The record is from RefSeq and is a predicted model, not a curated record.